CACGUGAUGAUGGUAGAAUCAGCAACUGAGACCAUUCGAACCACACCCUCCAAUCAAAAUGGAGUCAGCAGUCUAAGCAGCCAAUCAGACGGCGGAGGGAGAGAGGGCGGGUCCAACGGUGACGCCAAUGGGGAGAUCAGCCCGGUGGAUUUACUGCACCUUCAACAGCAGCAGGCCCUCCAGGCAGCACGCCAGUUCAUCCUCCAGCAGGCCACAGGACUCAACUCCCCCAGCAGCAACGAGGUCAAACAGAGCCCUGUGCAGGUGCCUGUAUCCAUGGCAAUGAUGACCCCACAGAUGAUAACUCCUCAGCAGAUGCAGCAGAUCCUCUCUCCACCUCAGCUCCAAGCUUUACUCCAACAGCAACAAGCCCUUAUGCUGCAACAGCUGCAGGAGUACUACAAGAAGCAACAGGAGCAGUUGCACCUUCAGCUCCUUACCCAGCAACAGCAAGCAGGGAAGCAGGCCAAAGAGCAGCAGCAGUUGGGGAAUAAACAGCUGGCUUUCCAGCAGCAGCUGAUCCAGAUGCAACAACUACAGCAGCAACACAUUCUGAAUCUACAAAGACAGGGCCUGGUGAACCUACAGCCGGGCCAAGGAGCAGUACCCAUUCAGAGCCUGCAGCAAGCUUAUGCAAGAGGCUCGACUGGCGGUAAACAGAGCUCGGAGGGGAUGGGGGGGCAACAGCAGCAGCAGCAGCAGUUGGCAGCACAGCAGCUGGUCUUUCAGCAGCAGCUCUUGCAAAUGCAGCAACUGCAGCAGCAGCAGCACCUGCUCAACAUGCAGAGGCAGGGCCUCCUCUCUCUGCCCCCCGGCCCAGGACAGCCCACCCUCCCCGGACAGACUCUGCCGCCAGCUGGUCUGAGCCCCGCCGAACUCCAGCAACUUUGGAAAGACGUCACUAGUAGCCACGCCAUGGAGGAUAAUGGGCUAAAACACAGCGGCCUGGACCUGAGCACCACCAACAACUCGUCCACUACCUCCACCAGCAACCCCAAAGCUUCGCCGCCCAUCACCCAUCACGGCAUCUCCAACGGCCAGUCCCCGGCCCUCAACAACCGGAGAGAGAGUUCGCUGCAUGAAGAGACCGGAGCAUCACACUCCCUCUAUGGUCAUGGAGUGUGCAAGUGGCCAGGAUGUGAAAGUAUUUGUGAUGACUUUGGGCAGUUUUUGAAGCACCUUAACAAUGAACACGCUCUGGACGACAGGAGUACUGCCCAGUGCCGAGUACAGAUGCAAGUGGUACAACAGCUGGAGAUACAGCUUUCUAAAGAACGUGAGCGUCUUCAGGCGAUGAUGGCACACUUGCACAUGAGGCCCUCAGAGCCCAAACCAUCACCAAAACCGCUGAAUCUCGUCUCCAGCGUCACCAUGUCAAAGAACCUCCCGUCUGUCUCACCCCCCAACUUACCUCAGACGCCCACCACGCCCACCGCUCCAGUCACGCCCCUUUCCCAGAUGCCCCAGGUGCCCAACGUUCUCAGCCCCGCCAACGUCCCCAGCAUGGGCGCCAUGCGCAGACGCCACACCGACAAAUACUCCAUGCCCUUGUCUUCAGGUUUGCGGAUUGUUGGAGCAGCGGGGAAGACAUGA
Puntigrus tetrazona (Sumatra barb) is the source of this 1593-nucleotide messenger RNA. Its product is annotated as forkhead box protein P2-like. The record is from RefSeq and is a predicted model, not a curated record. Gene Ontology annotation, molecular function: RNA polymerase II cis-regulatory region sequence-specific DNA binding; DNA-binding transcription repressor activity, RNA polymerase II-specific. Bases 7 to 1593 code for a protein of 528 amino acids. Lineage: Eukaryota; Metazoa; Chordata; Actinopteri; Cypriniformes; Cyprinidae. Gene Ontology annotation, cellular component: nucleus. Gene Ontology annotation, biological process: regulation of transcription by RNA polymerase II. The transcript has 13 exons.